AUGCCACCCAUAACCAUCACCCUCGACAUUCCCAAGGACCUGGUCAAGGCCAUCUACGCCAACGAAGUCCAUGCAAAGAGUGCCAACUCCGCCUUCACCGAGAUCAUCUCAACCAACAAACAAGCCAUCAUCGACGCCGUCCUUACGACUUACAUCCUCAUGGUCGACGUCGUCCCAGGGUACCCCGACCCUGUGCUCAUUCCAGUCACAGGCGAGACCUCCGUCAUGGAGUUCUUCAGGUCGAUCAAGAAGGCCUUCUACGAGCUGGCUGAGGAGAAGGAGUGGAGAGUGCCUCGGGGAGAGCAGCAGAUUAUCUGGUCGGGUCUGCAGACGGCUUGUCGGUGUGGGGUGGAGGCGUGUGGGUGCACUUUGCGUGAGGUGAGUCCAGUACUGGCCAAGGGGUUCUCAGAGUUGUUGGCAGAGUUUUAA
Molecule: messenger RNA, 429 nt
Organism: Fulvia fulva
Lineage: Eukaryota; Fungi; Ascomycota; Dothideomycetes; Mycosphaerellales; Mycosphaerellaceae
Exons: 1
Coding region: 1-429 (142 amino acids)
Source: RefSeq, a predicted model, not a curated record